Kalmanozyma brasiliensis GHG001 is the source of this 1338-nucleotide messenger RNA. RefSeq lists its product as uncharacterized. NCBI's taxonomy places the organism in Eukaryota, Fungi, Basidiomycota, Ustilaginomycetes, Ustilaginales. The record is from RefSeq and is a predicted model, not a curated record. Bases 1 to 1338 code for a protein of 445 amino acids. The transcript has a single exon.
AUGUCUUCCACACCAACCAGCACGCCCUCCCGCCGCCGCGCUGCGCCGGAAACCCCCGGUUCGGCGCGCUCCACGACCUCCACCGCGGGCGACCGCACCACCCUCCUCGACCGGACCGAAGAGCUCGAUCUCGCCAUCCACGAUUUGCGCCGGCAGAUCUCCGCCGAGCGCUCGCGGCGACACCGCCCUUCCACCUCCCUCACCCUUUCCUUCCUAGACCCCACGCUCACCGCUUCGUCCAUCAAAGCCACCCUGCUCGAAAAACUCCGCUCCAUGGACGACGAUGCGCUCACCUCGCUGCUCACCGCUUCCACCUCCGCUUUGGGUCGCUUUGUCGGCGGGGAGGUGGGCGAGGUGCUAGGUGAGAUGGUGCCGAGCAAGACCGUAGGUGUCGAGGGAGUUGGUAGUGCGAGUGAGAUGGAUCGACGAUUGGGUUCGAGUGAGGCAAAGGAAGCGUGGGUGCAGAUUCGACAGCAACGUCUCGCCUCACUCCUCUCGCACCUGUCCACAUUCACACUGUUGGAGAUCGACACUCUCACCACCACUUCGCCGAGCAGAGAUACCAGGCGGAUUCGGUUGAACGGAAACGUGGCGCGGCUGUACCCGCUCGACCUGUCCUUUGACGUCGUCGACUCUGGUCCGUCCCCACAAGUUCAGAAACUCACCGCCAAGCUCCCCCCUUGGUUGGUGAGCGCAUUGGACAACCCGCACAAACAGUACACAAAAGCGCUCAAGCGGAACGACCUCCCCUGUCUGCUCCUCAUGCUGCGUACCAUGGUGCCCCUAGCCGCGCUGCGAAGAAACCUCUUCGUGUGGUUGAUGCAGACGUACACCGCGUUGGCACGCGAUCACGUUCGAUCGUGGGAAACCGAGUACCGCGUCGACUUCACACCCUACCACCCUGGCGCCUCCUCCGGCACGGGUAGAAACAGAAAGGGGAUGGAUGAAAUUCUUGGUCGCUCCCUGCUCGAUCCUAUCGCAGCGGAGAGGUUCACACUCACCAACGCACGCGGCGCCCUGUUGACGGCCAAAUUUGCCAUUAGGUGGAAUCGGUUCGGCCACGCAUAUCCGGUGGUGAGCGCGGUGCCCGAUGUGCCGAGGGAUAUGGUGGGUGGAAGCGAGACGUUCUUGCGCGGAUUCGAGGAGGAGACGCUGCAUCUGUUGAGAGUUGCUAUCGACUCGAACGGGUUGAUUGGGCUGCCGGACCAGGAUGACGAGGAGGAGCUGGGGGAGGGCGUGGGGAGGUGGGGUGUGGGCGCGGCGCUAGCGGCGGUGAUCAAGGCUUUCUUCAGGCUGGACGAGGGGGCCGCGGGCGAGAGCGAGAGUGGGGACGAGUGA